Folsomia candida is the source of this 1643-nucleotide messenger RNA. RefSeq names its product SNF-related serine/threonine-protein kinase (gene Snrk). The record is from RefSeq and is a predicted model, not a curated record. The transcript has 6 exons. Gene Ontology annotation, cellular component: cytoplasm. Gene Ontology annotation, biological process: intracellular signal transduction; microtubule cytoskeleton organization; protein phosphorylation. NCBI's taxonomy places the organism in Eukaryota, Metazoa, Arthropoda, Collembola, Entomobryomorpha, Isotomidae. Gene Ontology annotation, molecular function: ATP binding; tau-protein kinase activity; protein serine/threonine kinase activity. The coding region runs from base 153 to 1376 and encodes 407 amino acids.
CACCGUUGGCAUAACAACCGGAGGGGUGUGGAUUUGGUCAAAGAAAACCUUGGAAACGUGGAAAAACACGCUGUUUCCAUGGAAAUCUAAUAAAAAUAAUAAAUGUUCACGUGUUUAACUUUGUAAACUUUAUAAUAAAAGAAAUAAAAAAAAUGGCCACAAGAAAAAACUCAAAAAACAACAUAGCAGGAUUGUACGAUUUAGAGGAAACCCUUGGAAAAGGUCAUUUCGCGGUUGUCAAGGCCGCGCGGCAUGUUUUUACGAACGAGCGCGUGGCCGUGAAGGUCAUCGAUAAGCUGAAAUUGGACACGGCGAGUUCGAAAGCAAUUUUAAAGGAAGUUUUGUGCAUGAAAUUAGUCCAGCAUCGGAAUGUUGUGAAGCUUUAUGAAGUUAUCGAUACGAGUUCGAAGCUUUUUUUGAUUUUGGAGUUGGGCAGGGGGGAUUUGUAUGAUUUGAUUCAGAGGGGGGAGUUAUCGGAACCCACGGCGCGGCGCUAUUUUAUCCAAAUUUUCCAGGCCGUUAGUUACUGUCACAAGUUACACGUUGUUCAUCGGGAUUUGAAACCGGAAAACGUGGUCUACUUCCCCGACAACGACAAACUCCACGGGGGGAUGGUAAAACUCACGGAUUUUGGGUUUUCGAACAAUUACCGACCUGGUGAAAAAUUGGACACUUCCUGCGGAUCGCUCGCUUAUUCCGCGCCAGAGAUUUUACUCGGCGACGCUUAUGACGCGCCCGCCGUUGACAUCUGGUCGCUGGGGGUGAUUCUCUAUACGCUGGUGACGGGCCACCCCCCUUUUCAAGAGGCGAAUGACUCCGAGACCUUGACGAUGAUCAUGGACGUUAAAUACAAAAUCCCACCCACGGUUUCCAUGGAGUGCGCGGAUUUAAUUAAAAAAAUGUUGCAACGGUUGCCAGAGAAACGGAUCUCCAUAUUUGAUAUUCAAAAUCACGAGUGGAUUCGGGGGUGGGCGGAGGAGGGGGAGCAGGGGGAGGGGGAGACCCCCCUGAUAAACAAGUAUAAAUUAACCUUGGGGGAGAGGGAGAAAAUAAUCCAGCAAAUGAUCGAGGGGGGCGUGGUCAAGGGGGAGGAGCAGGUUGUUGACUCCCUGGCAACCAACGCGUAUAACUACAUAACCUCCACGUACUAUCUCUUAGCGGAACGGUUGCUAAGGGAACGAAGUCACAUGACAACAACAACAAACGACGAAAUAAAAAACCUAACCUCCAGUUUAGAAAGUUUAUCCUCGAUAAAACCCACGACCAACACCCGGCGAGCAUCAAUAUGUGGGGACGACCCCCCUGAAGCCCCCCCACCCCCACCUGAAGAAUCUCCUAAAAAACUCCCCCCUCCCACUCCCACUCUUCCGGAUUGAGUAAAUUUAAUAAAAACAAUUUCUCACCACAGCAACAGAUCUCUGAGGAAAUAGAAAUCGAACCGUUGCCACAGCAACCACCAGUGGAAAUUAAGAAAAAAUCAAAAUCGAAAAAGUCCACAUUUUUUAAUUGGCUUUUUAAGCGACAUAGUUUAAAUUCGAAUAAUAACAACAAUAGGAUUUAUAAAACGAGGUCCUGCUCCGAGUUGAAAAUUAAGUUUAACGUUAAUUAGCGUUUCCAUGGGAAUAAAUGUUUUUAUUGAAAAA